Molecule: messenger RNA, 2873 nt
Organism: Pungitius pungitius (ninespine stickleback)
Lineage: Eukaryota; Metazoa; Chordata; Actinopteri; Perciformes; Gasterosteidae
Gene: nap1l1
Product: nucleosome assembly protein 1-like 1
Exons: 16
Coding region: 176-1339 (387 amino acids)
Biological process (GO): nucleosome assembly
Cellular component (GO): nucleus; chromatin
Molecular function (GO): histone binding; chromatin binding
Source: RefSeq, a predicted model, not a curated record
GCUGCCGGUUUACGUGAUGACGUCGGAUGUAUAUGAGCGCAGGCGGCGGGAUCUCUCUCCCUUUUACCGCCAUCGGAGCGGAGUCUUUCUUCCCCGGGUCCUCUUCACUGCGCAGCGCCGCUUAGUCAGUCCAUCCGCCGGCAGAAAGCGAAGCAUCACUUGAGACUCGGCAAAGAUGGCAGACCUCGACAACAAAGACCAGGCUGAGCUGGACCCGGCAGAUAUGGAGGACGUGGAGGAAGUGGAGGAGGAAGAGACGGGAGAAGAUGAGAACAGCAAAGCUCGUCAGCUGACUGUGCAGAUGAUGCAGAACCCACAGAUCCUGGCUGCGCUGCAGGAGAGACUGGACGGUCUGACUGGCUCGCCAUCUGGCUACAUGGAGAGCUUACCAAAGGUUGUAAAGAGACGUGUGAACGCCCUCAAGAACCUGCAGGUCAAAUGUGCCCACAUUGAGGCAAAGUUCUACGAAGAAGUCCAUGAGCUGGAGAGAAAGUACGCAGCCCUUUACCAGCCUCUCUUUGACAAGCGAAGUGACAUCGUGAAAGCAGCGUAUGAGCCCACAGAUGAGGAGUGUGAAUGGAAGGCAGAUGAGGAGGAAGAGCUGACAGUAAGUAAGCAGGAUGAGAUGAAGGAGAAGGCAAAGUUGGAGGAAGAGAAGAAGGACGAGGAGAAGGAGGAUCCCAAAGGCAUUCCAGAGUUCUGGCUAACGGUCUUCAAAAACGUGGAUCUGCUCAGUGACAUGCUGCAGGAACACGAUGAACCCAUCCUAAAACAUUUACAAGACAUUAAAGUGAAGUUCUCAGAUCCCGGACAGCCCAUGAGUUUCACGUUAGAGUUCCUCUUCGAGGCCAAUGACUUCUUCACGAACACAGUGUUGACAAAAACCUACAAGAUGAGGUCAGAGCCGGACGAAAGCGACCCGUUCUCCUUUGAUGGGCCGGAGAUCAUGUGCUGCACAGGUUGCACCAUUGAGUGGACAAAGGGCAAGAACGUGACGCUGAAAACUAUCAAAAAGAAACAGAAGCACAAGGGCCGCGGCACAGUGAGGACGGUCACCAAAACCGUGCCAAACGACUCCUUCUUCAACUUUUUCACUCCGCCAGACGUUCCAGAAAAUGCAGAGUUGGACGAGGACUCUGAGGCUGUCCUCGCUGCAGACUUUGAAAUCGGCCACUUCAUCCGGGAACGUAUCGUACCUCGGGCCGUGCUCUACUUCACUGGGGAGGCAAUCGAGGACGACGAUGACGACUACGAUGAAGAGGGAGAGGAGGCUGACGAUGAGGAGGGAGAGGAGGAGGCUGAUGAAGAGAACGACCCAGACUACGAUCCAAAGGUUUAAGUGGUGACAGUAGAAAAAUAACCCUAUCCUGAAGGAUGCAGUCCCCCCAGCUGAGUGCAAGCAGCAGUGAGGCCUGGCCUGGCUGCCUUUGAGGACCGCACUGUAACAUCUUCUCCAAUUAAAAGUAAAAAACAUCCAAAAAAUAGUUACUUACUGCCUUAUAAUGUUUUGUAUUCUUGGUAGAGAAUUUGAAGAAAAAAGUUUCAAGAUUUUUGUUACAAAAAUUCAUGGUAUGAUACUGGGAGCUGCGUGGCUCAAUAUACAUAGUAUUUUACUAGACCUGUUUUUUUUCCUUCUCUUCCUCCUUCUCUGUACAAUAGAUAGAAUACAGGAAAAAAAGAUCUCCCUCAAAAAGCAUGAACUUGUUUCUUCACUGCUAAACUAGUUUGGAUUCUUGUGAAGUCUUUUUGUGUUUUCUCUUAGACAACAGCUGUGGUUUAGACUGCAUCGUGGCAACAUCGAUUUAUGACACACCCUUUCCUCUUAAACUUCCGGGUUGUCCCAUUUGAAUAUCUGAGCAGGGCCAAAGCACUGCAGCAUUUCUAGCUCUAGUGACGGAGGAUAAAUGGGUCACCUUCAGCCUGGGUGUCUAUUCCAGUCUCGAGUAUGGAUCCACGGCUGCUCAUUUUUCGGUCACUGGUGACUAUUUUCCAAAAGCCAUACAUUCCAGUUAGCAGACUGGCCGGCGCUAGCGGUGAACCCCCUCCCCCUCAAAAACUGCAAUGGACUUUUCGAAAUUGUGUUUUUAUUCUGACCUCUUGCCCCAUUGUAGUUUUCUGAUAGGGCGUGGCGCAACCUGGUAGUCUCCUUUAACCAGAGAUUUCUAAGGACAGAGAGGCGUAGAGUUGCUGCGGGGCUGUUUCUAUAGCACUUUGUACUAGUGAGUGGUGUACCAGUGGCGUCCCCUCAUUGGUUAGGUUUCAGAGUUCGCCUAAAAGACACUUUGUUUCAUGCACCGGCCUAGAGGCUCUGUAGGAACAGGGCUGGGCACAUCAAAAAAGGUUUAAAGUAUCUGGAUCAGGUUCACACCCCCCCCCUCUCCCCAUUUCUAUCCGGUUAUCACUUACCUCACCAAUUUGUGACCGGUCAGGUGCCCAUGAGGUCCUGGUUCUUUUAAUCACUGUGAAAGACAAGACAGAGGAGUAGUGUGGAAGGAGUACUGCUUAAAGGCCAUCCUACUGGCCAAUGACCCUCCCCAAUCACAAAACUCCUCCCAUUGUUACCCAGAAGGCCACGGGGAAGUACGUCAGCAAUACUUAAUAGCCAGGUAGGGGGACUAAGAGGAGACUGUAGCCUACACCCCCCCCCCCCCCCAUUCCAAAUGCCUUUUUUCAUUUCAGUUAACAGGCAAGGGUGUACUGUGUUGAGCAGCAUCUGGUCGCUUAUUUCGCAGGAGUAUUCGGAUGAUGUUGAUUGGGAAAAAGAUGUUCCUUCUGUGCAGCUGUUGUCAAGGCAAAAUGCUAUGCUACGAAAUACUAAUGUACUCAAUAACUGUACGUGUAUGUUCAUGAAUAAAUUGGUUAAACAUGUAAAA